AAUACUACAUGUAAAAAUUGUAAACUAUAAAGAAUAGCAAAUUAAAUUUCUUAAUUUAUCAAUUUGUUGAAGAAUUAUAUCAAGAUGUGAUUCAAAGUAUAUGGAUGAUUACAUAUUUUACGACGUUUUUACUGAAAUAUGACAGUGAAGAACUUUGUACUUUAUCUUUUUAUUUCAUCAGUUAUUUUACUAAUUUUUGUUGUGUACUGGCGACAGUUCUCAAACAGUGAACAUGAGAGUAGUUUUCAAACUACUGAGAGACUUCCAAAGGCUUCCACAAAGCACUUAGAGCAAUGCAAAGAGGGCUAUUCCUUCUCACAAAUUGACAAUUCUUGUUUGCCCUGUGAGAAAGGGUCGUUUAGCUUUAAGUCAUGGAUUGGUUGUCACCCAUGGCUAGACUGUACAGAUAUUGAAAUGAAUGUGCGGACUAGAGGGUUGUUAAGUACUGCAAGCCAUAAUAAUGCUGUCAAAAGUAUUUACUUGGCCGACUGGCAUGGCUAUACUGUUGUUUACAUGAAGUGUUCAAGUGCAAUAUACUGGGAUGAUUGUCGGCAUAACACCAGGAUGAUCAAGGGAUUACAAGGCAGUGAACUGAUUGUGCAACUUCUUGGUACUUGUGAAGAAAAGCAGGAGGUAGAUUACUGCUCUACCUUUUCGUGUAGUACUUAGGCUCAUCACACUCCACCUACUAAGAGAGCUCAUUUUUGUGAGUAAAAGUCUGCCACUGUCCCCAUUAGCUAAUUACAAUUAACCUUUCCUUCAUUUAGAUGGUGAUAACAUAUUAUCACCAUGGUUCUGCUGACAAAUUGAAUCAAAUCCUACCACAUCUUCAUACUAAUGAGGAACUCAACAUACGAAUACAAUUAGCAAGAGAUUAUUUACGGAUACUUGUGUUUUUACACGACAGCCCUUUGGGUGUAAGAGUCAUGUGUGAUACAAAUGAUCUCAUAAAAACACUCUCACAAUUUUUAAUCACAGAUGAUUUGCAUCUCAUUGUUAACGACCUAGACGCACUGCCCAAAGUUGACCACCAAUUAGGUCAAUUAGUAAAAUGUGGUCAUCGGGAGUUGUAUGGUUGGUUUGUGGCUCCAGAACAGCGGUGGCCAUUUGAUGACAAACCAUUUAACGGCUUAGAAAUGCCAGGCUAUGAUGAAAAGAUAGAUAUAUGGAGAAUUCCUAAUGUUGUAGUUUGGUUCCUAGGAGAUUCACUUGAUGGUUUAAGAAUUAAAGCAAAAUUAAAAUAUCUAUUCAAUAGUUGCAAGGCAAUAGACCCCAAGCUUCGGCCAAGCGCUAGCGAGGUAUUGAAAAGAUUUGAAGAGAAUGUUAGUUGAUUUGUAAAUUGAUUCUGUAAAAAUGAAAUCAAGAUUGCAUUUUAACGUUAACUUAAUUGAUCUGAAGAGAAUGUAAAUUGAUUUGUAAGUUAAAUUUGUAAAAAAUGAAAAUAUGGAAAUUGCAUUCUAUUGUCUAACACAAUUGUCAAGGCUACAAAUUACACAUUUUGAGUACAUAUAUAGAUCAGUG
This is a messenger RNA of Paramuricea clavata, 1521 nucleotides long. The record is from the annotation of a GenBank genome assembly. NCBI's taxonomy places the organism in Eukaryota, Metazoa, Cnidaria, Anthozoa, Malacalcyonacea, Plexauridae.